GUUAUUAUUAGAGUUCACUGGAUUGUCAUAGGCACUGAUGAUCAAUGUUGUUGUUGUGGUCAAGAUGUCGGUUCAGUCUAUUUGCGACAGUCUAGGAAAGUGGAUUAAAGAUUUGCCUAUAUUAUCCACGUUAGUUGACGAUGAAUCGUUCGUAAAUAGAUACUGGGAUGCCGCUCAAAACUCGUGGAAGAAAGCUUCUUGUAACGAGAUAUUACUGCAUAUAUCAGUGUUACUUUACCACUUGAUGCAAGAGCAACAACGCUAUUUAUCACACAUCGGCAUUGAUUUCUCUUACGCGACUGAAAAACUACUCAGUUUUAUAAAAGAAUGUUUACUUGGUGGCAAAGACGCCGGGUGUUUGCAGAAACUCGACGAAUAUGAGAGUGUAGGUGAGUUAUUUACAGCUUUCAUCAGCGUGGUUCGAAAAUUGUCAACUGCCAAGAAUGAGGGGGAUGGACAUUUUUAUUUUGCCUGCAGUAAUGCAUGGGCAUUCGUGAAAGUAAGUAAAUUUUGUCGAUACUUUUUGGUCAUAAUGUCAUGCAAUGAAGAUAUUUCAAUUCUAUAUUUUGUACAAUAUGGCCUGCAUGUGAUAUCAGUGAGCACCAUAAUUUGUGAGCACUGAUGAUAAAAUAUGAUAAAGGAGCUGGGACUUUGCCCAGUAGACCAACUUGCGUUACCAGCUGUGCCAAGUUUCAUUGAGAUCCAAACAGGUGACGAAACAGGUUUUUUUUGGAAGGGGGGCUAUAAAUUUUCGUCUAAGG
Paramuricea clavata is the source of this 761-nucleotide messenger RNA. The record is from the annotation of a GenBank genome assembly. Lineage: Eukaryota; Metazoa; Cnidaria; Anthozoa; Malacalcyonacea; Plexauridae.